ACAAUGAGCCUCUGGAUUUCUUUCAUGGUCGGAAACGGAUUACUUCCCUUUAUGAAACUCUCUAAAUCCUGAGAAAAUAUGGCAUCAAUUUGUCUUCUACGAUCUUGUGGGGGCACAGCGCGCAGACUCUGUUUAAGACCUCAGAUUUUUAAAGAGCUUUCACCAAACAGCAUAAGCAAAAAUGUUACAGCAAAAACAAUUGUCCUGUCACCAGCCAUGUCACAUUACUUCCAAGCAAGGCGAGGUCCAUUUACACCAGAGGAAAAACAAGGAAAGCAUAUGAUGAUGGCUUCAACUCACUGGAAAGUAGAGAGGAUAAUAGCAGUAUCUAUGCUAGGAAUUAUGCCUGCAUCAAUAUAUUUCCAAGGACCAUUCUGGGAUUUCAUGAUAGCUUCAACUGUUAUGUUACAUGGUUACUGGGGUGUUAAUGGUGUUCUGACAGACUACCUUGAGAAGUUUAUUCCUUUUAUCCAUUGGUUCUGGUAUGCUCUUGCCAUGGCUGGUAUUGCUGGACUUUUAAACUUUAAUUAUAAUGAUGUUGGUGUUACAAAAGCCAUAUCUUUAGUCUGGAAGCUGUAGAUGUUAUUUAGACUGACAAGUUCUAAAUGUUAUAUUACCUAACAAAAGUGCUUAUUAGAGAUACUGCAAUCAUGAAAAUAUACUUUAUACUUUUUCAUAAAAUUUCUGUUAUUGUAAAUUUGUUACAGUUCUUGUGAUAUUUUUAUGUAGACUUUUGCUUAUAAUUAAAGAAUCUUACAAGGUCUGCCAGUAUUUGUAAAAUGUACAAACAAUAUAGAAUAAAUAUUCUAAAAGUUGGAUAUUAUUACUUAAAUGGGUGAAAUUUAAAUUAUGUAAGGUUAAUUUGAGCUGAAAGAAGUAAAUGGAUAUGGCCUCUCACAUGUCUAAUGACUUUUUAAGUGAUCUGUUAUAUGUAUUAUUUAUUGUACAGCAGAAGUUUAUUUACAAUAAUUUUUUAUCUUCACAUAAUGUUAUAUUUAGAAGUAUGACCUAAAAUCUUGAUAGUAAAUAUUUGGUGGAUAUACCUUCUUAAUAUUGUUAACUUUUCUUACUAUGCACUUACUAUUUUACAUUAGUCACUGGAUUUUCUUCUUUGAAAACAUAGGAUUAAUUCAAGAAAUACAUUAAAAGUUGAAACAUUGAUACAAUGUUCCGGUAUUUUGGUAAUACAUUAUAUUUCACUAGCAAUGAAACAGUCCAAGUGAUGUUUAAUUCUUUUGUCUAAGGACUUAUAUUACAUUUACCAGUCUCUGAUAUCUAUCUUAAUACAUUAAUACCUACAACAGAGAGAACCGGUGUUCUUAUACUUUGUAUAAUCUUCAAGCUUUGCUUGUAAAAAAAUUAAUUUAUUUAUCCCAUACAUUUUUGCUUAGUUUCUAUUAUGUUUUAGUAAUUAAAACAUUUUAUAUAUGUCUUUGCAA
Molecule: messenger RNA, 1439 nt
Organism: Mytilus trossulus (common blue mussel)
Lineage: Eukaryota; Metazoa; Mollusca; Bivalvia; Mytilida; Mytilidae
Product: succinate dehydrogenase [ubiquinone] cytochrome b small subunit, mitochondrial-like
Exons: 4
Coding region: 79-579 (166 amino acids)
Biological process (GO): tricarboxylic acid cycle; mitochondrial electron transport, succinate to ubiquinone
Cellular component (GO): mitochondrial envelope; membrane
Molecular function (GO): succinate dehydrogenase (quinone) activity; ubiquinone binding; heme binding
Source: RefSeq, a predicted model, not a curated record